Molecule: messenger RNA, 2372 nt
Organism: Eriocheir sinensis (Chinese mitten crab)
Lineage: Eukaryota; Metazoa; Arthropoda; Malacostraca; Decapoda; Varunidae
Exons: 7
Coding region: 178-1695 (505 amino acids)
Molecular function (GO): protein binding
Source: RefSeq, a predicted model, not a curated record
UGUAGAAGGUUGUGGCGAAGCGAAGCAUUCUUGGGAAUAUCACACGAGGAACGAGUGAGGAGGACCAGAAGCCUGCCCGUGACCUACCAUGGUGCCCCGUGCCCUGCUGCCCUCCCCGAUGCUGGCGGCUCAUCAGCCCGCGUCGGAGGAGCUACCCGCAGACUAGUCCUGAGCGGCAUGGCGGCGCAGGAACGUGGACCGGUGACCAGACUGAGCCAUGGAUGCCUUGUUCGUCUGGGACUGAGGCCCGACGGCUCCCUGUGUGCUCCAGAUGACGCAAAAAAAGCUGCACAGGGCACCCCUCCAGGCCAUCGGUGUGUGUGUGGAGAAAAACGGUCAUCCGAUCGUACGGGUUUCACGCAAGCGUUCAAAGUGUGGGUAAAGACACAUAUCAAACGCCUCAGUGACACGAUGGCAACGUCAUCUGGUGGAGGCUCAAGCAGCGGCAGGGACCCUAUUGAGUGCCGCCUCCACCGGCAAAGUGACCCCUGCCAGGAGUGUAGUGUAAUGUCCGGCGCGGGCUCCGUUACUACAUCAUCAUCCACGCAUACUUAUAGUUUUGGCAAUUGUUACGACACGGCGAAACGUGUCACGAGCGCAACAACGAACCAGCGAUGUUCAAAUACUCGUUAUACCGCAAGAGACUCAACCUUAAACGCUCAGCGACGACCCGGCCGCCAAAACAGGUCGUUUGGGCAGCACCUGGUCCUCCGAGCAGGUAGCGGAGGGAGCAGCUUUGAGAGACGAGCCAUGCUGGUGGUGGUGGCCAUGAUGGUGGGCUCCUGCCAUGCCUACCCCACUCUGCCUCCACUCUCCUCCUCCCCCACCAGGGCGCCACACACAGCUCAAGAACCACCAAGGAAAGAUCUGCGGGUAUGCUGCGACGGCGAGGCCACGAAGCUGCGGCCGACCAACGUGACGGUGGUGCGGACGUCGCCGACCUCUGUGCUGGUCACCUGGACGCGCCCGAGCAUCCAGCCCCUCAAGUACGAGAUCACCUACAAGCCCACCAACGCCAAGUACCGCGUGGUGGCCGAGGUGAAGGCGCCCCUGAAGAGCGUGACGCUGGAGCGCCUGCUGCCCCUCACCCAGUACCAGGUGUUCGUCACCACCGUCAUCAACAACACUACCGUCUGGACGUCGCCCAUCGUCACCUUCCGCACCUCCAUAGAGGACCCCAACGCUCCAGGCAACGGGACGGUCAGGAUCUUCAGCACCCCGACCAUCCUGGAGGACGUGGGCUUGGACGAUGUGGGGUCCUCGGUCAGCGAUAGAAAGAUAGGCCACGUGAGGGUCCGCGCCGAGGAGGUGGGAAUCGUGUUGCUGGUGCUCGCCGUGUGGAUGUUCGCUAUUGCUCUCUUCUUCAACAGGUGGGGGAAAAUCCGAAUGCUGGAGCCAUACCAAGAGCCGUACAAGGAGGCGCCCCAACAGCUACUGCAGCACCGGCCGUCGUGCCCCAUGGCGGACCAGUGUACCAUCCCCAUCAACUCCCUGAAGCGUCCCUCCCUUACCCACACCCAGAUGGAGUACCUGGGGCACCGUCGGCCCCGCCAGAACUCAGUCUUCGUGGGGCGGUCCCGAUCCCACAGCCUGGAGGUCCAUCCACCCCGCCGGGUGAAAAGUGCCCUCAACCUCACCACGCUGGUGCUGCAGGAGAGCGAGGAGGAGGGCGCCAUGGCCACCACCUUCACCUAGCUCUCCUGGCACCGCUUUCCUCACCGUCUGGACGGGCGGUUACGUCACCAGGUAGAUGCUUUUUCAUCUUCAAGACAACUCCAUCACAACAUUCAGCCGGAAUAUUGAAAGGAUACUUCACAAUUACAGUAUUCACUCGGUUGUUUUGGUGAAGAGUAGCGAGUUACAUUCUACUUCAUCGAUGGACAAUGGGUGGUGACAAUAGGCGAAUAAUUACUUAAGGUGUUAACAUAUACAAAACACAGAUCAAACACACACCUACGCCAUUUGCGUAGAUUUUCUUCCUUCAGAUGUAUGGAAACACUUUUAUGCUGUGAUGAACGCUUGGCGGUGAAACUACAAUCCCGCGGCGAUGACUGAGACGAGGGCCGUGAAGGCGUCGGGAGAUGCAACGGCGACCACGGACAUGAACAAUGUCGAGUGGUUGCCGGUGACGAAGACUUGUAAUUAUUCCGACGAUGGAGAUUGAAAGAACAAAACCAUCGUACUAAUAGCUCAUCUUCUCUAAAACCAUAAAUCAACUCAACUACCCGCUUUCUUAAACCUCUGCAUUUAUAUAGACAAACUCAUACACCCACAUAAAACAUACAUAGAAUUAUGUACGUACACACACACACACACACACACACACACACACACACACACACACACACACACAUACAUACAUACAUACAUAC